This is a messenger RNA of Mytilus trossulus (common blue mussel), 627 nucleotides long. RefSeq names its product fibropellin-3-like. The record is from RefSeq and is a predicted model, not a curated record. Gene Ontology annotation, molecular function: calcium ion binding. The transcript is spliced from 6 exons. Lineage: Eukaryota; Metazoa; Mollusca; Bivalvia; Mytilida; Mytilidae. Bases 1 to 627 code for a protein of 208 amino acids.
AUGUGUGCCCCAGGUUACAAAGGAAAGAACUGUGAAUUAGAUAUAAAUGAAUGUCUGCCAAAUCCAUGCAAGCACGGCGCUACAUGUAAUGAUAAAGUGAACGAUUACAGCUGCACGUGUCCCCCAGGUUACGAAGGAACGAACUGUGAAAUAGAUAUAAAUGAAUGUCUGCCAAAUCCAUGCAAGCACGGCGCUACAUGUAAUGAUAAAGUGAAUGAUUACAGCUGCAUUUGUGCCCCAGGUUACAAAGGCCAGAAUUGUGAAAUAGAUAUAGAUAAUUGUCUUCUACAUAAAUGCAAGAACGGAGCCACAUGUAAAGAUAAAGUUAAUGGCUACGUCUGUAUCUGUCAAAUUGGUUACACAGGACAGCACUGCGAUACAGAUAUAAAUGAAUGUCUGCCAAAUCCAUGCAAGCACGGCGCUACAUGUGAGGAUAAAGUGAACGAUUACAGCUGCAUGUGUGCCCCAGGUUACAAAGGAAAGAACUGUGAAAAAGAUAUAAAUGAAUGUCUGCCAAAUCCAUGCAAGCACGGUGCUACAUGUGAUGAUAAAGUGAAUGAUUACAGCUGCAUGUGUGCCCCAGGUUACAAAGGAAGGAAAUGUGAAAUAGAUAUGAUGUCAAAUUAA